Molecule: messenger RNA, 1317 nt
Organism: Plenodomus lingam JN3
Lineage: Eukaryota; Fungi; Ascomycota; Dothideomycetes; Pleosporales; Leptosphaeriaceae
Source: RefSeq, a predicted model, not a curated record
AUGGCGCGUGAGAUGGAAGCACACCGGCAAGACGAGGAGAAUGAAAUUCAAGGCUUCAGUAAAGCUGUGAUUGACGUAGAGGUUGUGUCUGAAAGCAAUGAGACUUAUCAUCCCAUGGACGAUUGUAUGAGACCGUCGCAGGCAGCCAAACGCCGUUUAGCUCAGGGAGAGCAGUUACCGAGUUCUGAUGACUCGAUCGAUUGUUUCCCGGUGUCUAUCGAUAAAGAUACCCAGCGUUCAAGUGAUGAUAGUGUUGAAGAAGACGGCGCCCAAAAGGGGGUGACUCAGCACCAGCACGCCAAGAAAGGCAAGAGGCGUCUUCGAGAAAGAUCCCGAUCAUCGUCACUGCCCAUUCGGCGGUCUUCUCGCAGAGUGCCUGGCGAGAAAAAGGUAUAUGACAUGAGCGUGCAUCCUCAGGAUGAGGCACUUGAGCUAUUGAGUUUUGAUGAGGAGGAAGUGGCAGCAUCAUCUUCCAAGCGAAGAAGAACGAAUCCGAAAGAAAGUAUUUCAGACGCUAGUGAGCCGAUGGAACAGGAUACUAGGAGGAACCGCUCCAAGCAAAUCAUGAACUCGAGUGACUUGGGGGGGACUGCCUUCGGGGAGGAGGAGGAUCUUACCACGGGCGGAGACAGCAUCAAUGUAAUCACGCAUAUGAGUCCAACACAUGAUCUGCAGACAGAUUACACAUGUGAAAGAUUGACAUCACCUACGCCAUCGGUCUCUACGCCUCCCCUGCACAGCAUACGUCGUAAGAGGUCACUCGAUGUCUGGAAGCCGUUUCCCGGUGCCCGAUCUUUCCACCACGAUCGAGAUUCCUGGCCGUUCAUACGGGGCCAGUCCUUUGACAUUUGGACGGAGCAGGCGGAAGACGAGGUCGCAAAAGAGGCACUUGUGACGCUUCCUCUGGAAUUUGAACACGAUGACAAAGAGAAUCAGCUCGAAAAUACCGAUCAACAGACUUCUGACCCACUCGACGGUAUCGCCGUCAUCCCAGCCUCGCAGUAUAGACAAUCUGAUGAGGAUAUAGUGGACGCGCAAAACAACCGACUUGUCUCGGAAGCCUUGUAUGAUGAGAGUGGGAUCGACUUUGAUGCUUAUGGACUUGACAGUACAGACGGUGCUAAUGACGAAGUCGCGUCUUGUCAGCGAGAACUAGGUGCCAAUGAGGACAUUAUGCGUCUCCUUGCAAGUGGUGCUCAUUUGCCUCGAGCACCAAGGGCUCGAAGUCACAAGAAAUUACCCUCUGAAGAAGCUACAACAAUAGGAACGGCAAUGGCGGAUGUAUCUCUCCGUCACAAAGGUUGGCUUGCUAUGUAA